AUGGGCCAAUUCUCUUAUCUCGAUACGGAUAGUGAACGCUUGCCUGAGGGGCUCACCCGCGUGGGCUAUGAUGCCGAUACUGGCAUUUAUUCAUUCCAGGACAAGCACGGUGACUAUUGGGAGGGAUCGCCUGGCUGCCAGUAUGGGACUCUACGGCGAGUCCAUAGUUCACCACAACAGUCACCGUUGGAUGCGGAAGGCGACAAGUGGGAGUGGGAGCGGAUGAAGGUCGACCACGAUAUAGAUCAAUACGAGUAUACCAGUUAUGAGGAUCUGAACGCCCAGGGCGGAGCCAUCGAAGAGGAGGAGCUCAAGCUAGCCGGUUCACCAGAUAAAAGCCAGGCGCAGGGUCGGUUUAGUACUCUUUCCAGGUGGGCUAGGACUCUUCGUCGGUUUUCGGUCAGUUCUGUCACCGCGGGUAACCAUACAGAUGGUCGUUCUGCUACUUGUGGCAACCCUCCGCAGUCGAAAGGGGACGAUGAGGUCGCAGGAGAGAAGCACACGUUGAAACGGGCAGUAACCUUCGACGAAAUCCUGGCGUCAAAGAAACAAACUUAG
Pochonia chlamydosporia 170 is the source of this 558-nucleotide messenger RNA. RefSeq lists its product as hypothetical. Lineage: Eukaryota; Fungi; Ascomycota; Sordariomycetes; Hypocreales; Clavicipitaceae. The transcript has a single exon. The record is from RefSeq and is a predicted model, not a curated record. The coding region runs from base 1 to 558 and encodes 185 amino acids.